CAGGAAGUUGGGAGAAUGAAGGUAGAACUCUUUGCGGAUGUGGUUCCCAAGACGGCAGAGAACUUCCGGUAAUAUAAAACACCAAGAGAUUCACCACCUAAACAAAUUUCAUGACUUUCUAGUGCAAAAUCAUGCCUUCAAGUCUAAACUGUCACAUCAAGGCCACAUUCAGUAUGGCAUAAUGUUGUAGAAUAAAUAAAUCCCUUUUGUCUUUUACAGGCAGUUCUGCACAGGGGAAUUCAGGUAAGGGAAUCUCUAUGGACACUAGAGUGGCUGUCUAUUGAUCCCUGUUCCACUUGCUUAUCUACUCGCUGUGAACACCCAACUGUACCCAUAUACUUCUACAGUUACAAGCACAUUCACUGUGUGAGACUGUAGUCAGGAGAGAUUUUAUUGUUCACUUGACACAAGUAUCUAGCAGGUUAAGGUGUUUAUAGCGCCAUCUAUUGGAGCUGUAGACCCCUUUCCACUCCCUUCCCCACACCCAACUCUAGCUAGAACUAGCAUAGUUGACCCUUGAAAAGAGUUCAGUAUUAGAUUAAAAGAAUGUACCUGCAGCCUGUUCAGUGGCCAUGGUGUCCACUUAGUGGAACAGGUGUAUAGAGUGUUGUUUUUCCCCAGUACAUGUGUUAAUUGUGGUAAACGUCCCUUUUCACUUAUUGUUUAGGCUGUUAAGCAGAAGUUAGAAGACAGUAAUCUGGCCAGUUCCUUUGUGUCAGCUCUGCAACCCCUUGUCUAUUCACAGCAGUAAAUAUUACUGUGAUUUGAAAUAACAAAAAUGGAAAUGACGAGUACUUUAUUCGAAAUAUACACUGAGUGUACAGAACAGCUUCCCAUGACAUAGACUGACCACGUAAUUCCAGGUGAAAGCUAUGAUCCCUUAUUGAUGUCACCUGUUAAAUCCCCUUCAAUCAGUGUAGAUGAAGGGGGGGAGAUGGGUUUGAAGAAUGAUUUUUAAGCUUGGAGACAAUUGAGACAUGGAUUGUGUAUGUGUGCCAUUCAGAGGGUGAAUGGGCAAGACAAAAUAUUUAUGUGCCUUUGAAUGGGGUAUGGUAGUAGGUGCCAGGCUCACCGGUUUGAGUGUGUCAAGAACUGCAACGCUGCUGGGUUUUUCAUGCUAAACAGUUUCAAGAAUAGUCCACCAUCUAAAGGACAUCCAGAAAACUUGACACAACUGUACUCCUGAGUGGCGCAGUGGUCUAAGGCACUGCAUCGCAGUGCUAACUGUGCCACUAGAGAUCCUGGUUCGAAUCCAGGCUCUGUCGCAGCCGGCCGCGACCGGGAGACUCAUGGGCGGCGCACAAUUGGCCCAGCGUCGUCCAGGGUAGGGGAGGGAAUGGCCGGCAGGGAUGUAGCUCAGUUGAUAGAGCAUGGCGUUUGCAACGCCAGGGUUGUGGGUUCGUUUCCCACGGGGGGCCAGUAUAAAAAAAAUAUGUAUUCACUAACUGUAAGUUGCUCUGGAUAAGAGCGUCUGCUAAAUGACUAAAAUGUAAAUGUAACUGUGGGGAACAUUGGAGUCAACAUGGGCCAGCAUCCGUGUGGAAUGCUUUCGACACCUUGUAGAGUCCAUGCCCCGACGAAUUGAGGCUGUUCUGAUGGCAAAAGAGGGGGUGUAACUCAAUAUUAGGAAGGUGUUCUUAAUGUUUUGUACACUCAAUCUAUUUUGAAACUCAAACCUGUUUGAAAAUGUAUCUUGUAAUCUGCUAUGACACUGUCACAAAUAUAGGCCUAAAGAAAAUCCUACAUGGUAAUAUUACUCUAGGGCAGCCAUGCUCAACAGGCAGACUGCUGUCUGGAUCCGGACCCAGACCGGGAUCAAUAGGGACCACCACAGGUCCCUACAAAAAAAUUUAACAAUAAAAAAUUGAUCAAGUAGCCCAUGUUAGGUAAAUUAGGCUAACAUACCUAGCUAUCUAAAUAUUGUAGGCUAGUUAGCAUGGCCAGAUUACGUGCCUUGGGCCCUCGACCACCAGGGGGCCCACAAUUUUAUUUUGUUGAGUCACUCGGGUAUUAUAUGAACACAUAUGAGACAUGGCAAAAUGUGUAGAAAUGAGCUUUAAAACUGCUAAAAUUCUACGCCAACAAGAUACAUUUGAACAGUAUGGGGUUGCAAGGUUGGGUUUGUUACUACGCUGUUAAAUGAGAAUAUCCAUUUGGACUUUUGCCAUCUGAAAUUUGUGUGACUGGACCUUCUCAAAUAGUACAUGAAAGUUGAGUACCCCUACUAUAGGGUAAAAAUUAUCAAAAAGUUUAUUAAAUUAUAUAUUUUUUUCCUACCAAUGUACUACACAUUUUCAAAGUGAAAGACAUUAUAGAAAUGUUUCCUAAUUAAUAAUAAAUAAUCAAGACAUCUUUGUUAUUUAUUAUUAAUUAGGUCUUCAAACCCCAGAGUUAAUACUUGGUAGAAUCUCCUUUGGCAGCCGUUACAGCUGUGAGUCAUUGAUGAACAGCAAUUUUCAAACCUUGCCUCUGAUUUUCAAGCAGAUUUAAGUCAGGACUGAGACUGGGCCAUUCAGUAACACUCAACACCUAUUGGAAAUCUAUUCUGUUGUGUCUUUGGCAUAAAAAUGUGUGUAAUUGUCCCACUGAAAAAUAACUAUCUGAGGGUUAGGUAUUCAGAAGACUGAGACUUAUCAGGGCUUUGCUCCUUUCAUAUUUAUUUUGAUCCUGACAAACUCCCCAGUCCCUGCUGGUGACAAGCAUACGCAUAACAUGAUGCUGCCACCACAAUACUUGAAAAUACAGAUGAUCAACAACAUUGCAUUCACGCCACAUUACUGGCCUUUAUGUCAAAGUGAAAAGAAAAAAAUCAUCAUUGAUUUAAUCUGUAGCCUAAUAAACUGCAUGCUUUCCCAAGUCGUAGUGGGAGGACCACACAACAUAUCAUCACGUGACUCCAUAUUAUAUCAAUAUUUUAGCAUAAAGGCGUUUCCACCGCCAUUUCUUGCGUAAUGAAUUUUACAGACACAAAGUUGCCGCCAUGUCGAACGAACAAAUUGUCUGUCGACAUUUAUGAAAUUGUACCAACGUUUCCUGUUUGCAUCAGCCCGGCCGUUACUUUUUUUUAUGCGACAGGUAAUUCAUCCACAUGAAAUGGUUGGAUGAAAACCUGGUUCCUGAGAGUUUUAUUUUUCAGCAGGACAAUUAAUACAUUUGAAUGCCUAAGACACCAGAAUGGCUUUCCGAGAGGUGUUGAGUGUUUCUGAGUGGUCGAGUCUGUCCUUAUUUAAAUUUGCUUGAAAAUCUGAGACAAGGUUUGAAUAUUGCUGUCCAUCAAUGAUUCCCAACCAAAUGUACUGUUUGACCAAUUUUGACAAAUACAAUGGUAAAAUGUUGUCCUCAGAGUUAUCCCAAGAUGGUGAAAUCUUAGUCAAAAUGAUUCACAGCUGUAAUGGCUGCCAAAGGUGCUUCCACCUAGUAUUAACUCUGGGGUGUGAAGACAUACGCAAUUAAGAUAUCUUAGUUUAAGAUAUCUUAGUUUGUAUUAUUUAGCAACAUUUUCAUUUUGAAAAUUUGCAGUAGGAAAAAAAACAACAUUUAUUUUCUUUUGGGAUUUAAUUUUAAGGCAGCAAAAUGUGUAGACUGUGCAAGGGCUGCGUAGACUCACUAACGACUGUAUAUUUCCCUGUUAACAAUAAGGGUAUAUGUCUGGUUUGUGAAACUUAAUGUUUAUUACUUUCAUGUGAAUGCGCUAUCUUUAACUACCUAGCGCUGACUGGGGAGGUGUAAAAUGAGCUCCAACUUCAACACAUCUUCUUCAGGAAAUCUAGCGCUUUAGUUGUAGUAGACUAGCCUAUUCCUUUAACGUUAGAGGCUUUCUGUAUACUCUGGUGACUUGUAUAUCAAUACAGCAAAGGAGCCAGUACCAUGCUAAUUUAUCUGUACAAACUCUCUCCUACAGAAAGGACGGUGUCCCUAUCGGAUUUAAAGGCUGCACAUUCCACAGGUAUGGUUGAGUGGGAUGAUGUUACUUUACAUAUAUUUUUGAUGUGACAUCAAAUCACUAUGAUGGAUAUUGUGAUAGGCUAGUCAUUGUUUCUUACAAGCAACAACAUGCAUAUAAAAUAAAUAUUGAAUCCAUAAAACCUAUAUCUUGAUGGGGUGUUUAGUGUCUUUGUGUUGGUAAUGCUUUUCUAUUCUAGCACAUUCUCUCAUGUUAUGAUUUGGUAAGAUAUAAUAUGAAUAUUUUUGUAUAAUUUGAUUGUUAGAUAAAAAGCUCCUCAGUCUAUUGCCAGUUUUUUAAGGUUUUUUAUUGCCUCAUCUACUAGGGUGAUAAAGGACUUCAUGAUCCAAGGCGGGGACUUUGUAAAUGUAAGUCAAUUCACUGCUCUUUAUUGUUUCUGAUUUGUUCUUUUUGAAUUCCAGCCAAACCGUUUGUUUAUUCUCCAUACUGUAAACUACAAAGAACUUUAUGAUUUAUUAGAUUUCAGUGUAACCAAUGUUUCAUCGUAGCUCAUGCCCAGGUGUCAGCAACUUUUACUUACCAUAUAUUUGGCCCAUAUAAUCUAGCACUAGAUCUUCUGUAAAUCCAUCUGAUUCUAGUUAGGUGUACUCUGUUUCGGUAAUAACAUAUUUAUUUACCAUUUAUUUGUAAUUCCUUGCAUUGAGAUUGCACUUUAAUUUGUUAUUUGUUUAACCAGAAUAUGCACUUUCAAUAAAUUGCUUGAUGACUUACCCAUAGUCAAUACGUGUUUGUUUACAGUGAAACCGUUGCCCCAUCUACCCAUGUCGUAGACAGUGCUCACGUGGUCAGUCCUCUCCCAAGGGGCUGGUUGAGUCAGCUCAAUUCAUGGGGCUAGUUGAACCUUUUCAUCUUUCUCGCUCUAGUGGACAUGUUUCUGAACUACAGCUGAGUUUUGUGACUUACUUCAGAGAUGCUCAAAUCUGAGGCUGGAGCACGGUUUUCUUUUUCACUCCAGUCAAUUUGUUGAUACAUGUCACUGAUCGGCCAUUACAACCUUUGGUUUGCUAGGUCUAAAUCAAAAAUGAAAAUGAACAGUACAUCACCGAUUAACUCACACUUACAGAUGGGUGUGUUCAGAAGUUACUUUUCGAAAUGCCUGGGCUGUAGCAACGGUACAUCAUGUGACAGUGAAACUCUCACAAGGUGACGCCCAGCGUCAAGUUUGUUUGCAAUCAUCUAACAGUUGCCUGUAAUGAAAUACGUGGGUUGCUGUUUCUGAACUUUACCCCUGACAAUGCAGUUAUAACUACUUCUUUGCAGCAUUUCCAACACCUCCUUUGGGCCGCCAUUCCUUCCAGUUCUCUGCUGCCAAUGACUGGAACAAAUUGCAAAAAUCUCUGAAGCUGGAGACACUUAUCUCCCUCACUAACUUUAAGCAUCAGUUGUCAGAGCACCUUACCGAUCACUGCACCUGUACACAGCCCAUCUGAAAUUAGCCCGCCCAACUACCUCAUCCCUAUAUUGUUAUUUAUUUUGCUCAUUUGUACCCCAGUAUCUCUAUUUGCACAUAAUCUCUUGCACAUCUAUCAUUCCAGUGUUAAUACUAAUUGUAAUUAUUUUGCACUAUAGCCUAUUUAUUGCCUUACCUCCAUAACUUGCUACAUUUGCACACACUGUAUAUAUAUGUAUUUCUGUUGUAUUUUUGACUUUGUUUUGUUUUACCCCAUAUGUAACUCUGUGUUGUUGUUUUUAUUGCACUGCUUUGCUUUAUCUUGGCCAGGUCGCAGUUGUAAAUGAGAACUUGUUCUCAACUGGUUUACCUGGUUAAAUAAAGGUGAAAUAAAUAAAAUAAAAUGUUCUUCAUCUGCAUUGCAGUGCAGGUAAACGUUUUAAUGAACCCAACUGUAAUAGUGUGCUUCAGAGUUUGAAGCUGCAAAUGUCUGCUACUCGAUAACAGUCAAUUAAAUGUGGUGCAAAAUAUGUAACGGGCCGGGGGCAUAUCGCUCUCUGCGGCUCUGGACUCUGUUUUAAAUUAGCAUUACGGUCUACUUCUAAUUUGUCGUCCUUUGUUUCCCUUGACCCUGUGGUGCAUCUGUAGGGCGAUGGUACAGGUAUCUGCAGCAUCUACAGAGGACCAUUUGCAGAUGAAAACUUUAGAAUGAAGCACUCUGCCCCUGGCCUCCUGUCCAUGGUACAUACAUUUUAGACAAAAAAAUCACACGUAUACACACACUGCUGUUCAUACACACGUGCUCCAUUGGGGACAUUAAACAUUGAUAUGAAUAGACAUUGAUUAUAACUGAUGUUAUUGGUCGAUUGUAGCUGAAGCAUCGAGUAAUAACCCUCCAAUCCGUCCUCUGCAGGCAAACAGUGGCCCCGGCACAAAUGGCUGUCAGUUUUUCAUUACCUGUACGAAAUGUGACUGGCUAGAUGGAAAGCAUGUGGUCUUCGGUGAGUAUUACUAUAUUGUGGAUUACAAAGGAUAAGAUUAGCUGUUUGUGUAUUUGGCUCAUGACAUAUUUUAUUUCAACAUUUCAGGGAAAGUGGUCGACGGCUUGCUCGUCAUGAGAAAAAUUGAGGUAAGAAGCUCUUCAUUUGAUAAGGCUUUGGGAAUUUAUGUGCCUAGGGCAAGAUAUAAUGAUGAUUCACAACAAUGAUCAAACUUUAAGGGCCGGUGAGUUUCAUGGAAGUAGAAGCAGGGAAUACUGUUCUUAGUUAAGCCAGAUUUAGAAAUGUGAUUUCAGAGCCAUGUUUUAACCUUGGAUGACAUAGUAUUGGAUUAUUGAGUCCUUGACUGUGCUAGAGAAUAACAAGGCUAAUUUGUCAUCUGAAUUAUUCGCUUAGUUAGAUGUUAACAACAUUGGGGCUGUUUUCUCGACACAGAUUAAGCCUAGUCCUGGACUACAAAGAAUUCUCCAUUGAGUUUGCUUUUUAGUCCAGGACUAGGCUUAAAGGGCAACUGAACGCAAACACCAAUUUAUCUGAAAAUGGCCUAUGUGGCAUUGAUAUUAGUCCGAAAAAUUUAUUCCAGUGCCAAAAUGGACUAAAAAUUGUAAGUAGGAUCAUUUUGGUCAUAGUCAGUAUACUCCAAAACAUAGUUUUGUGAAGUUUGUGUAAUCAAGGUCGUCACGAUUUACAUGAGGGUUGGGUUUGGAUGACAAUCAUGCCCACUAACAUGGGAUUGUAACACCUAGGGAGAAUUGUCAUGCACAGAGAAACAGCUUCGCUCACAUGAUUUGCUAUGAAACACUGCCAGACAGACGCAUACUCUGGUAAUAGAUCGUGAGAAAGUUGUAAAAACUAAACGGCACCGAAGCACACGUUGCCACUCGCCAGUGACUUGAUAAACUGAUUUAGCUAACGUGGCCUGCUGGUCAAUGUGCCUGCUAUCUACUACUAGCUAGCUUCAUUGACAAACACUGAGAUGUAACUUUGCUAGUUAGCUAGUGAUUUUGGGCACUGAUACACAGCGUGUAGCAGCUUGUGCUUUAUUUACGAUAGUUUGACAGCUUGCUGCUGAUUUUAAGUUGUAGACAUGUUCUCCGAAAUCAGUCCUGAGUGCAGCUAGCAGCAGCUGACUCGAACUGUCAGCAGUGCAGUGACUUUUUUUAUGCAAAUGUUUUUAACUUGAGAAAUACUGCACCAAACACCUUAGCUAGAUAUGAAAUUGUGUGACUAAGACCUCUGCAAAAACGUCAAAAUUACAGAUUUCAUGAUUUAUCAUAGAUUAAUUCGGACUAUUUUGAGGAAGUGGUAGUGACUAUGUUGUUGCUACCGUGCCUCAAGAAUGUAAAAAAAAAAACUGUAACUGCCAGGGUACUAUAAAGCGAACGUACCAUAUCCCCAUACACAUCUGGUUGAAAAAUAAAUCUCAGUUUAACCUCAAACCACUUCUACACAUCAGAGUACACACUGUUUAGACAUGAGAAGUAUCUGUCGCCGGUCCUAAGCUGUUUGCAACAACCAUCUGAUUGAUAUACGUCAGAAUUCAUUGUAUACACUACGUCAAUUGCUGGUCGUAGAAUCACAACCCUAAUUUGGUCUCCAACAAAUGUCGUAGUGUAGAAAUGACUGUACCAUUUUAGAAUGUUAUAUUGAACGUUAUCUGGACUCCUCUUUCCCACAGAAUGUUCCUACCGGCCCAAACAACAAGCCCAAGCUUCCCAUCCUCAUAGCUCAGUGUGGUGAAAUGUGACUCAACUUACAGGGCAAGUUAAUUUUUUAGGACAGCCACACAACCUCUUUUUGUACUUGAAUCAGUGUGUUCUUCUCCCAUGUUUGCUCUCAAAAGACAACAACCAAAUUCUGUUUACUUCUGUAAGUUGAGUGGAAGUCAGUCUGUCAGAGUUUGGCACACAAUUAUGAAGUCUCCUAUGAAUAGUAUAGCUAUACAAACUGACAUUGCCAAUAGUUUCACAUUGCGAAUGUAAGAUGUAAGACUGUUUUUCUUGGACAUCAACUAGACUUAAGCCUCAUUACUCCUUACAACAACCAAAAAAAUCAACAACCAAUCGAUACAUUUCCCAUGUGUAAUUCGAUAACUCGCUAGUAAAUGUAUAGAAUACUGUAGCUUACUCAAAUGUUUUCUCAAUGCAUAUCUAUGAAUAACAAUUAUUGGAAAUGCAAUGUUUUGUAUGGAAUCUGUUGCCUUUUUAUAAAUUGAUAAUAUAAAUGUGCUUUUUGGUGCAGCUGUUUUGUUCAGUAGUUGUUCUUAGAAAUGGCAGGUUUUCAACAAUGAUUUGGUAUCCCCCAUCAACAAUUUAUGUGAGUAACAAGACAUUGAGUUUUCUUAUAGCCUAAACAGAAUAGAUUCCACAUAUGGACAAUAUUGAGGUUUAUCAAUGUGUCAGG
Coregonus sp. 'balchen' is the source of this 8755-nucleotide messenger RNA. NCBI's taxonomy places the organism in Eukaryota, Metazoa, Chordata, Actinopteri, Salmoniformes, Salmonidae. The record is from the annotation of a GenBank genome assembly.